GAGGUAGACGCGGAAAACAGUAAAAACCUGACCAACGACAGCCGUCGCAUGUGGCAGAUUACCAAGGCCGUCGCUACGCCCUCGCACCCAUGGUCCAAAUUUUCCACGGGCAGUCUCCAAACCCUCAAGGAGGACGUACCUCCUGCUUUUGACCUUCGCGACGCCCUUUUGCGCUUCUACGCCGAGCAUUACUACGCGGGGAAUAUGGCCCUUGCCCUGGUAAGCCGGGACAGCCUCGAUGUCCUUGAGGGGCACGUGCGGGACAAAUUCGGUGCCAUUAGGGACAGAGAGCCGCUGGCAGUCAGGGAAGGCGACGGAGGGAGGACGGCGGCAGUCCGGUUCAACAACCCCUUCCAGACGCGCGUUCUGCCUCUGGCAUCCAACCACACUCCCAGCGACGGCCAGAGGAAUGCCCUCUGUCCCCCCACCCCCAACCCGUCCUAUACCAUCUCGGGCGACGACGACCCCAGCACAGGGCGCCUCCCCUCUGUCGCCCCCCUUGGCUUGGACGCAGGCAUGGAUCAAUGCCCCGCCGUGCCGCUCAUACGCAUUGUGCCGCUGCGCGACAAGAAGGAGAUCCGGGUGACCUGGCCCCUCCCUCCUUCCCGCCCUGCGUACCGCGCCCCUCCCACGCGGCUCCUCUCCCACCUACUCGGCCAUGAGGGGGAGGGCUCCAUUUUCUCCGUCCUGCACAGGGCGGGCUGGGCAAGCGGGGUCCAUGCAGGCUUGGGGACGUCGCAAGACGAUUUCUGUUUGUUCGAGGUGACGGUCGCCUUGACAGAGGAAGGGCUGCCACACUGGCAGGACGUGGCAAGUCUGAUUUUCCAAUACGUGCACUUGAUCGGCCGUGCCUCCCCAGAGGAACUUCUGGUCCUCUGGGACGAGCUUCGCGUCAUUUCCGCCACCGCAUUCCGCUUCCAGCAGAAGUCCUCCGAAUAUUCCUAUGCCGCAGACCUGGCAAGGAGGCUCCAGUACCAUCAGGACAGGCACGUCCUGAGCGCGGGGCACUUGUUCGAUCCCUUGGAAGAGGCCUCCCUCUCGGCCUGCCUGGCCCAUAUGACGGAGGAGAAAGCCAUUCUAACCCUUUCGUGCAAGGACAAUCAGUCACGCUUCUUCCAUCGGCAUCGCCUGGACCUGUCAGCGGCGCCACGAAACUCACCCGCCGUGCUCGACCUCGUGGAACCCUGGUAUCAGAUUCCCUACCAGCUCGAGCUCUUCCCGGCCCACGCGACCCGGGAAUGGGCCUGUGCGCACGUCGACUCCUUGCACCUUCCCCGCCCUAACCCGUUCGUCGCGGAGGAAUUCGAAAUCCUUGCCCCAUCCUACGAGCCACCCUCCGCCACACCCUCCCCCCCCGCCUUGGUCUUUGCCAACCCCUGCGUCCACGUCUGGCACAAAGUGGACCUUUCCUACAAGCAGCCUCGGGCCCACAUCGUCCUCGAAUUUGCCACGCCCCUUCCCCAGCGGGAUCCUGCCGCCGCUGAGCUCUUCGUCCGGUACCUGGAGCAUACUCUCGCAGAAAGCACCUACGACGGCGUGGUGGCGGGGCUCGGAUGGUCUAUCAGUAGCCAUGCGCGUGGCCUGACCUUGAGGUUCUCAGGCUUCAGCCACAAAGUCCAGACCCUCCUCCACAAAGUCCUCGAGUCCGUCCUUACCACCGACAUUCACGACGCGCUUUUCCGAUUGACCCGUGAGAAGGCCAUCGACGCCUACAGGAACAUCGCCCUGGCCCGGCCCGACGAACAUGGGCAGAUGUUCCUCUCCCUUCUCUUGACCGAAGGACGCUGGGCGUGGAAGGAAAAACUUCAGCGUUUGGAAUCCCUGCAGGCCGAAGACCUCGCGCACUUUCACCGGGAGCUGAUGGCCCGGAACUCCGUGACCCUGGGUGUGUUUGGGAAUGUGAGCGAGGAAAGUGCCCUUGGAUUAGGGGAGCUGGUGGAACGGCUCAUGCGGAGGAACGGGCGUUUCGAGCCCCUGUGUCCUAGCUUGCAGCCUUUUAGCCGCGCAGUCAUGCUCGACGCAGGCGUCGACCACCGUCUCUGCGCCAUCGUGCCCAACGAUGCCGACACCAACUCCUCCCUGAGCACCUACUUCCAAGCAGGCCUGGUCACGGCGGCGCAGACGGCGCAAUUGAUGUUGCUGGCUCAGAUCAUGAAGGAACCAUGCUUCACGCAACUCCGAACCCGAGAACAAUUGGGAUACAUCGUCGGGUCCGGCGUGAAGAGUAUGUGGUUUCGGUCCAUGGUGGCCGGGCUUUCCUUCCGAGUCUUGUCCAAGACGCACGGACCCGAAGACAUCCUCGACCGGUUGGAAGCUUUCUUGGGCCAGUUCCACCGAGAAAUCCUGACGGUGCUUUCUUUAUCGGAAUUGGAGAGGCAUAAAGAGGCUCUCAUCACAAAUCUACUGGAGCCCCCGAAGAAGAUGGUAGGAGAGGCUAGCAUGCACUGGGAGGAAAUCGUGAACGGGACUUUAGAAUGGAAAAGAAAUCAGCUCUAUGCGGAUGGAGUGCGAGAAGCGGGGCGAGAUGACUUGAUUGAGCUAUUUGAUAGCGUCUGCCUCAACAAGGAGAAGCGUCGGGUGGUCAGUGUUAUGAUGCACGGAAAGCAUCAUCGUCCCAUGAGGAUUCUUGGAGGGGAGGGGACCACCGGGAAAGAUGGACCCAACCUUCGUGGGCGAGUUGUCUAUCUGAAGGAGGAGGACUGUCUGGCCUUCCGGGCUGCUCAUGCCCUCUUCCCUUGUUCUCCCAGUAUGUUCACGAGCAAGUAUUAG
This is a messenger RNA of Nannochloropsis gaditana CCMP526, 2769 nucleotides long. It is a transcript of the gene IDE, whose product is annotated as insulysin. Bases 49 to 2769 code for a protein of 906 amino acids. The transcript has 5 exons. Gene Ontology annotation, molecular function: metal ion binding. The record is from RefSeq and is a predicted model, not a curated record.